This is a messenger RNA of Pseudoliparis swirei, 1640 nucleotides long. RefSeq names its product glucose-6-phosphate 1-dehydrogenase-like. Gene Ontology annotation, molecular function: NADP binding; glucose-6-phosphate dehydrogenase activity. The record is from RefSeq and is a predicted model, not a curated record. Gene Ontology annotation, cellular component: cytosol. Gene Ontology annotation, biological process: glucose metabolic process; pentose-phosphate shunt, oxidative branch. NCBI's taxonomy places the organism in Eukaryota, Metazoa, Chordata, Actinopteri, Perciformes, Liparidae.
UGGACAUCGGGCAGUGUGAAUUGCCACAUUUCACACAGACUGAGAGCAGGUGGGCCAGAAGAUGAGCUCUGAGCCCUUGACUCGCUCCGAGGUGUGUGUCCAGCUCAGGAGGGAGCUCUAUGGAGAGGAGCGCUCCAGUCAGUCCAACGCGCACAUAUUCAUCCUCCUAGUCCUGGGAGCCUCUGGGGAUCUUGCUAAAAAGAAGAUCUAUCCAACUUUAUGGUGGUUAUUCAGAGAUGGCCUGCUCCCAGAUGACAUCUACUUUGUCGGCUUUGCCCGGUCCAAGCUGACGGUGCAGGACAAGACAGCAUGUCUGCCUCAUAUGAAGGUCACUGAUGAAGACACCGAGUGUCUCUCAGCCUUCUUCAGUAAGAACUCGUACCUCAGCGGCAGCUAUGACGACGACGGUUCUUUCACUCAACUUGACGCUCAUCUGUCGUCUCUGCCCAGGGGAGCUGAUGCCAACAGACUCUUUUACCUGGCCCUGCCCCCCACCGUCUACCAGCAUGUCAGCUCAAACAUCAACGCCCACUGCAUGAGCCACAGAGGCUGGAGCAGGGUGGUUGUUGAGAAGCCCUUCGGCCGUGACCUUCAGAGCUCAGAGGAGCUGUCGGCCCACCUGUCCUCCCUGUUCACAGAGGACCAGAUCUACCGCAUAGACCACUACCUGGGCAAAGAGAUGGUGCAGAACCUCAUGGUGCUCAGGUUUGGAAAUCGCAUCUUUGGACCCAUAUGGAACAGGAACAGUGUGGCCUGUGUGGUUCUCACCUUCAAAGAGCCUUUUGGCACUCAGGGCCGUGGAGGAUACUUUGAUGACUUUGGUGUCAUUCGAGAUGUCAUGCAGAACCACCUCCUCCAGAUGCUCUGUUUGGUUGCCAUGGAGAAACCUGCUUCUACCAGCCCAGACGACGUGAGGGAUGAGAAGGUGAAGGUGUUAAAGUGUAUAGCGCCUGUUGCUGGGUCAGAUGUGGGGGACCCUAAUGGGGAGGGCAACUCCAAGCUGGGUUACCUCGAUGACCCAACCAUACCAGAAGGCUCCUGCACACCGACCUUUGCCACGGUUGUGCUUUAUGUCCAGAAUGAAAGAUGGGAUGGAGUACCUUUCGUUCUCCGCUGCGGUAAAGCUUUGAAUGAACGGAAGGCAGAAGUGCGCCUGCAGUUCACUGAUGUACCAGGAGACAUUUUUGGUGAACGCUGUCAGAGGAACGAGCUGGUGGUGCGGGUGCAGCCCGACGAAGCCAUUUAUCUGAAGAUGAUGACCAAGAGGCCUGGGGUUUACUUCAGCCCCGAGGAGACGGAGCUGGACCUCACCUACAGGAGCAGAUACAAGAACAUGAAGCUCCCGGAUGCGUACGAGAGGCUGAUACUGGACGUCUUCUGUGGGAAUCAGAUGCACUUUGUUCGCAGUGAUGAGUUGCGGGAGUCUUGGAGGAUCUUCACCCCCUUCCUCCACCGAAUAGAGGGAGAGAAGACACGCCCAAUCCCUUACACAUAUGGAAGUCGCGGUCCAAACGAGGCGGAUGACCUUGUGAAGAGGGUGGGAUUCCGCUAUGAGGGAACAUACAAGUGGGUGAAGCCCCACACAACAUGAUUCAGACACGCACACACACACACCAACAAAUAAAGUUACUACAAUCUUU